This is a messenger RNA of Trichosurus vulpecula (common brushtail), 1691 nucleotides long. RefSeq names its product LRP2 binding protein (gene LRP2BP). Bases 72 to 1118 code for a protein of 348 amino acids. The transcript has 10 exons. Lineage: Eukaryota; Metazoa; Chordata; Mammalia; Diprotodontia; Phalangeridae. Gene Ontology annotation, molecular function: protein binding. The record is from RefSeq and is a predicted model, not a curated record.
GGGUAGUGUCAGCAGGACCCAGCAGUAUCAGCAAGUGCGGUGUGGGUAACACUAUCCACUGAAGAAACAGAAUGAAGUUAAUCAGUGAAAAACUUCCCACGCGUCCCCAAAAUACUACGUUCCCAUGUGCUGCCAACACUCAGAAAUUCACCCAAUGGAAAAAGGAUAAUAAGCAAGAUUAUCACGAUCACUCCAAGUUAGUGGAAAAAGCAUUACAAUUACUGAAGGAAAGAAUAAGAAAAGGAGAUCCUCUGGCACGUUUCCUGAGAGGUCAACUAUACUUUGAAGAGGGAUGGUAUGAGGAAGCAUUAGAUCAAUUUGAAGAAAUUCAGGAGAGUGAUCAUCAAGCUGUUUACCAGUUGGGAGUUAUGUAUUAUGAUGGGCUGGGGACAGAAGCAAAUCCUGAAAAAGGAGUGGAAUAUAUGAAGAAAAUUCUUGAAUCUCCAUGCCCCAAAGCAAGGCAUUUAAAAUAUGCGGCUGCAUACAACUUGGGAAGAGCUUUUCAUGAAGGACAAGGUGUUCCGCACAAUGAUGAGGAAGCUGAAAGACUAUGGCUUUUUGCUGCAGACAACGGGAAUCCAAAAGCUAGUGUCAAAGCGCAGAGUAUCUUGGGAAUGUACUAUUCUACAAAAGAGCCUAAAGACUUGGAGAAGGCAUUUUUUUGGCAUUCAGAAGCUUGUGGCAAUGGAAACCUGGAGUCCCAGGGCGCGCUUGGUCUGAUGUACUUUUAUGGACAAGGUAUCCCUCAAAAUACUGAUGCUGCCCUUCAGUGCUUGAGGCAAGCCGCCAACCGUGGGAAUGUCUAUGCUCAAGGCCAUCUUGUCGAAUAUUACUAUAAAAUGAAGUUUUUUACAAAAUGUGUCACCUUCUCAAAAAGGAUUUCUGGAUAUGAUGUCAGCUAUGAUGUUCCCACAAUAGCCCAAAUAACUGACUGUCUUCCUGAAUACAUAACCAAAGGCAUAGCGAUGGCUUCCUUCUACUAUGCGAGAUGUCUUCAGCUUGGCUUGGGUGUCCCAAAGGAUGAAGCGGAAGCCAGAAAUUACUAUUCCAAGGCAUGCCGUCUGUGUCCUGCACUAGCUGAUGAACUUUACUCUUUGGUUAUUCGUCAGAAAAUUUAAGCCGUGAUACAUAAUAGCAAAGAUGAGCAACUCCUAACUAUAAUGCUGCCUGAUAAUGUAGAAAUGGGACUGAAUUAGAGAUGAAAAAGCCCGCAGAUCAAGGACACAAAGAAGUCUAUGCUGGAGGUGACAGAAUCAAAAUUCCAUCAUAAUUCCUCAAAAGGGCACUGAUUUUCAUGGGAGUUGAAAGAAGAAAAGAAAUGAAAGGCAUAAAGAAGAACCUUCUUGCCAAAAAGAGGGGACUAAGAAAAUAUAAACUUCUGGACACAAACAUUUCCAGUGCUACUAAAUUUUUAUGAGAAUAAUCUACAUAGACUGAUGUCAUCCUUGAUAAAGGCAGGAAAGAGGAACAAGCAGGAUUUUCCCAAAAUUCUCUUCUGUUCUACAUAUUUAUAGUCAACACAGUUGACUGAAGGAUCCAGAGAAAAGAAGAUCUCACUGUGCUUACUGACUAUAAAAAUAUUUGAAGGGAAAUUCUGCUCUAAAGACUUUUCAACAAACUGUCUCCCAUGUGUCACAAUCAUCCAAGAUAAUUUGAAAUAUGGAACAAUAAAAAUUUUUUCAACAACUCUU